Molecule: messenger RNA, 541 nt
Organism: Moneuplotes crassus
Lineage: Eukaryota; Ciliophora; Spirotrichea; Euplotida; Euplotidae
Source: the annotation of a GenBank genome assembly
CUAGGCAGUAUAAAUCUCAAAAACCGACCAUCUUCAUCUCUUACUCAUUUUACAUACUCUGCCCAACAAUUUCCAUAUUCUUAUGAGUUUCAUUUGCUUUGCCAAGCAGUAAAGUUACUUCGACUAAUCGCAGAACAAUCAGAAAACUUAGACUUUAUCCACUCAUGCUUUGCAAGACCCAACAAUACUACGAGGAGAGUUUCCUGUCCAUCAUAUCUUCAGUCACAUGUUCAGCUGGAAUUGAUACCAAUUUUAGCAAGCUUUUUGAGAAGGUUCUAAUAUCAGCAAAAUAUAGCUCUAAAUUGAAGGGCUCACUCUCUUAGUAUUUACUGUGGGACUCAAUAGAUGCAAGUCUGAGAUGUCAGAUACCAUAUUUGUCUUAUAGUAAGCGGUGACUCCUGGACCAAACUUUUCCACAUCUUCACAGAAAAUUAUCAUUAGAAGAAUAAAAUUCAUAAAACUAGUUUUUAUUUCAUUGAGCAAUAAUUCUAAAACAUUCAGGAUCCAUUAGUCGCAUCAAGUUUGUGUUAUCAAAAAAAUA